CCACCUUUCAGUCCCCUCCGCGCACUGCCGCACUCCAGGUUGCGGGCCUGCGGCGAGCGCUCGAUCCUUCCGCCGCCGCCGUAGCCGGCCGGCGAGCGGAACCCCGACGAGCCCGGCGCCUUCCUUGCAUGUCCACCUCGUCCGGCGCCGCGCGUCCCAUGGUGGCAACUCGGCGCUCUGCGCGGAGGAGCGGCAACGGACCGUUACCGGAUGGAGAGCCCACGGGGCCGGCCUCCAGCACCCCUCCGUCGUCCGGACCCGGCCUUCCGUCCUCCCUUCCGCGGCGGCACUCGCGCUACACAUCUCCGCCCCAGCGGUCCGGCCGCACUAGGGAUAUGGGCGACUCUCAUACCGUGGUGGAUAUCUCUGAUGACAACACACUGAAGCAGCCUGUUGACACUGAAGAACUGGGGAGACAAGGGAAGGAUGAUGUGAUGGCAGAGGAACCAGAUGAGGCAGAUGAGGAUGUGGAGGCACUGGAGGAACCGCCGGGCUGGCUUCCUGACGGUUGGAUCAUGGAGGUUCGUCGUGACGACAAUGGCUCUAUCUACCGGUACUACAUUUCCCCGGUGUCCGGAUACACAUUCUCAUCGAAGAUGGAGACUCUGCAUUAUCUUUUCUCAGGGACGGAAGAUCGCGUGUUGGAAUCGCAGGCUUGUGCUGAGGACAACGAGCUUCAUAGACUGCAUACAUGGCUUCCGGGCGGGUGGGUGAUUGAGGUCAGAGCUGGUGGUAUGAAAAUGGAAAAAAUGUACAAGUUCUAUGUUCACCUGCCUACUGGCAAGCGAUUUUUGUCAAAAGGAGAAGUAUUGCGCUAUGUUAAUGAGGGCAAGGUUUCUAGAUGUGAUAUGGAUGUGCUGUGUGACACAAGUUCUGAUGAUAACAUACUUGCACAAGUGGAAUUCAGUCCAGAUAAUCUACCAGAUGGAUGGGUGAAAGAAACAAUAUUUAGAAAGUGCAAUGAUGGAAUCAGAAAAGACCCGUAUUAUACCGAUCCUGUUAGUCAUCAUGUAUUUCGUACACUGAAGUCUGUGUUGAGCUACCUCCAAACUGGAGAAAUAUCUAAGCAUGCCUAUGUUCCAAGGAAAAGUGUCACUGACAUGUAUUCUUUUGACAAGUGUGCAGAUCUGCCUCAAACUAUGCUGAAACGACUGAAAGUAGAAGGAAGAACAAAUCACAAAUCCAUGAGAGCAUCGGUGUUAGACAGAGAAUUACCUAGUGGCCAGACUUCAAAUCACUUUGAAGGUGGCAUCUCUGCUGGCUUAACUCAGUCUGAUCCGAAAGGGGAGAAGUUCAGAACUGUGAAGGCUACAAGCGUAAAGGAAAUCUGUUUAGAGACUGCCAAGCGACCAAGAGGGAGGCCAAAGAAAAUCUUGAAGCAAACUAAUGAAAGCACUUCUUCACAUUGUGCCAAGAGUCCACAUAAGGAAACCCAGCAUACUGAGGUGAAAAUUGAAGUGGAUAUUAGCGAUGGGGAAGACAUGCCAAAUGAAAAGACUUUGGAGCAUACUGAGAAGGAGAAGCAUGUUGUAGUAAUCCAGGAAGUAGACAACAACUUAGCUGGAAAGAACCUAUCAAUGAGGAAGGGUGACAACCUGGAAUCGGUAACUGACCCAGAUCUCCAUGAGAAAGAAAAUGGCAAGUUGACCGAAGCUGGUAAAAAGGUAACAUGCUCAACAGUACACAAAUUUUACACGAGGAGAAGUAGCAACCAGACACUGGGCUCAAAAAAAGGAUAAAGCAGAUCAUUUAUAGAGCCCGUGUCCAAAAAUCAAUAAAGUAGAUAGUAAGAUGCAAAGGUCCUUGAACUCCCAGAAGUUACCUGGAAGCUGACGAUGUAUGUAAGUACCUGAAGCAAUGUAAGAUGGCUAGUUUCUGUAUUGAAAAUAUUUAAAUGGUAUCUUAUUCAGGGAAUAAUGCAACCGAAAUUGAUCUUCAGUCCAUGUGAAUGGUUGUAAUCAGUUUAGAGGGUGUGUAGCAGAAACAAUCCAUUAUAUUCUUGUAUCACUGGAAUCAAUGAUGCUUCCAGCGAUCAUGAUGUUAAGGAUGGGUAGCAUGAACGUCAAGGAAAGUAAAUGGACAAAAUUUUCUAUUGGGUCCGGGACAGCAA
Phragmites australis (common reed) is the source of this 2110-nucleotide messenger RNA. RefSeq lists its product as uncharacterized. Lineage: Eukaryota; Viridiplantae; Streptophyta; Magnoliopsida; Poales; Poaceae. Gene Ontology annotation, molecular function: DNA binding. Bases 129 to 1739 code for a protein of 536 amino acids. The record is from RefSeq and is a predicted model, not a curated record. The transcript is spliced from 9 exons.